Molecule: messenger RNA, 1669 nt
Organism: Oppia nitens
Lineage: Eukaryota; Metazoa; Arthropoda; Arachnida; Sarcoptiformes; Oppiidae
Product: serine/threonine-protein kinase 33-like
Exons: 1
Coding region: 96-1562 (488 amino acids)
Biological process (GO): mitotic DNA damage checkpoint signaling; protein phosphorylation
Cellular component (GO): nucleus
Molecular function (GO): protein serine/threonine kinase activity; ATP binding
Source: RefSeq, a predicted model, not a curated record
UUAAUUGUUGUCGACUUAAACAACAAAUUUAAAGUCUAACAAAUUUUUAAAACUAAAACACAAACUAAUUUAAAACAACUACUAUCUGUAAAAUUAUGUCUAAUCCGUCAUCAGGUCAUUACAAUCCACGAACAGAUGCUAUCACUGAAGAGUCGACAGAACCGACCGGAUAUACUGGUAGACAACGAGCCUAUGGUUUUAUUAAUGAUCCAUUCAAUGCAAAUGCUGAUGAAUUCAGAGGACGGGCGCAUGGAUUCUAUGGCUGGCCUCCAAAUUUGAUAAGACAUAAAGCACCAGAACCCUUACCUCCCAUUCCUAUGCCUCCACACCCAAUCACUCCACCACCAAUUAUACCUACUCGUGAAUACUUGGAGCUAACUCGCCAGCGUCGUCAGCAACGCGAUUAUUAUCAGCACACUAAAGGUGGUAUUAGAGAUCCAUUGAGUGAUAUGAGGUCAAGACACCGAAAUUAUGGCUUUAAUCCUCGAUGGAUGAGCGAUAAGCUAUACCCAAGAGAAAAGGAGACCGAUCCUACAAAUUUUGGUUUUGGAACAUUUAAUAACCAACCGAUUCAUGGACCGGCCGAAUGGCAUCAUUAUUACGCUGACUGGUCACUAGUGGGCGAACAAUACACGAAAGCAAUACCGGCUAAUGUCCCGCUACCUGUUGAAGAGCUAUCCUAUAUCGAGAGUCACGGCUUCACAUUCAAAGAAGAGCUCGGGUCGGGUGGUUUCGGUAAAGUUUGGAAAAUUACUGCCGAACGACUAGUUAAAGAUGAUCAGGGAAACUAUAAGGAAGUGGAUCUGGCCUGUAAGAUACUUUCAUUGGCUAAAUUUACUCAUUUUUAUCCUCAAGCGAGUGUCAAACAAGUGGUCGAUCUAUUACUCGGAGAGGCACAACUCCAUUCAACUCUGAAACACCGCAAUAUUGUUACCACUGAACAGCUGUUUUAUAUUCACGACAUCACUACUGGUUUUCCGUUUUGCCGGUGCAUACAACUGAUGGAACUGUGCGACGGCGAUCUCGAACAGUAUUUGGAAAGAAACCCAAACCGAAAGUUGGACGAAAAAGAGGGCCGUUGGGUAUUGAGGGACUAUGCUUCAGGAUUACAAUACUUACACCAAAACAACAUUUGCCAUUUGGAUCUAAAGGUACACAACAUUAUGUACAUUAAACGGUCAAUUAAUCUGACUUUCAAAUUGUCAGACUUUGGAUUGUCCCGAAGGUUCGAUCAGGGAAUAGAAGGUCAAGUGUUUGGACCGAUUGGCACUCUUAUCUAUGCGGCUCCAGAGGUACUUCGUAAGCCAUCCGGUUGGUCCAAAGCUAAACCUAUUGAUAUUUAUACUUUAGGUCUAGUAUUUGUUGAAACACUGGCCGGUUCGGCAAAUUUUGAACGAUUAGUCAAAGAUAUCAAAAGAAAGACUGCCGAAGACAUCAGACGAGUUUGGGGUAUCUCUAAAGGACCGUACGAUUUGAUCAAAUCUAUGCUUAGAACUGAUCCAAAGAAACGACCGGACAUCGAUCAAGUUAUCAACAAUUACUGGGUUAUACAACAAUUUUGAGGACAGUUUAAGAGAUUCAGUGGUCAUUCAAUGAAUUAUUAAAUUAUAGAAAAAAUUACUAACUUUUAGAAAUAUAAAUUACUAUAAUAUACUAUAGUUUAAAUUAU